Cicer arietinum (chickpea) is the source of this 450-nucleotide messenger RNA. NCBI's taxonomy places the organism in Eukaryota, Viridiplantae, Streptophyta, Magnoliopsida, Fabales, Fabaceae. The record is from RefSeq and is a predicted model, not a curated record.
AUGAAGGCUCCAUUUGAGGGUUUGAAAGGGAAGGGAGCAAAGGGCUUUUGGGAGAGGGGAGGAGACCGAAAGAGAGACAUAGAUGCACGAAAUAACAAUGAGGAGGGUUUUAGAGCUACAUUACCACGAUAUCUUGUAGUUAGUGAUCUGAAACCGUACAUUACUGAACCACUAGUAGAGGGUGUUGAUUUUGGGAAAUAUUUUAUUACUGAUAAGAAAUAUAGUGUUCGAGAUGAUUUGAUUGCUUGGGUUCAUUGUGAAGCAGUUAAGUUAGGAUUUUCAGUAGUUAUAACAAAUUCUGAUCAUGGUUCUAAUUGUAGAAAACAAUUUUUUGUAUUGGGUUGUGAAAGAGGUGGUGUGUAUAAAGGAACCAAGAAGAAGUUGAAACGCGAAAAAACAGGAUCUUGUAAAUGUGAUUGUCCAUUCAGGUUGCGUGGUUAUAUGUAUUAG